Molecule: messenger RNA, 1812 nt
Organism: Panonychus citri (citrus red mite)
Lineage: Eukaryota; Metazoa; Arthropoda; Arachnida; Trombidiformes; Tetranychidae
Gene: CycY
Product: cyclin-Y-like protein 1
Exons: 7
Coding region: 429-1454 (341 amino acids)
Biological process (GO): regulation of canonical Wnt signaling pathway; regulation of cyclin-dependent protein serine/threonine kinase activity
Cellular component (GO): plasma membrane
Molecular function (GO): cyclin-dependent protein serine/threonine kinase activator activity; protein kinase binding
Source: RefSeq, a predicted model, not a curated record
UUUCAAUUCAACUUCCAUGUGAUAAAUAAUAUUGGUUAACCUGUCAAUUUGUUUUCUUCUUCUUCUAUUAAUUUUGGUUCACAUUUUCCUAACUAACAUUUUCUUUUAUUCUCUCGUAUUGAUAGAUUUUUAGCUCUUGUCAAUUUCUGUUGUGUACUUUUCUUUUUCUCUAUCUCUCUAUCUGCCUCUUUUCAUGUGCCACUUGAGAAUCUUGUCUUUUUCCAUGUAAUUCAUAUCAUCACUUUCUUAAUAUUUUCCUCACUUGUUGUCAAUGAACAUUUUGAUUAUACAAUUGUUUCCCUUUUCCCCUUAUUUUAUUUCUUUUUCUCUCUAUCUCUCUUUAACUCUUUCAAAACAACAACAUAUUCUGCUGUUACAUUCUCACUUCUAUUUUGAUCGCCAUCAUCAGUUUUUUUCUCUUGUACGAGAUGGGCUGUAAGCUCUCUUGCUGUGACUCAUCCACUGAAACAAGUCCAUCGAGAGUUAGUAAGAGAGCUAAAAAGAAUUAUCGUUUUGUAUUGAACAAUGAUAACUAUGCUCGAUGUAAAAUUGAAGAGGAAAUUUCAUCAAGCAAUUUACAACAUAUCUCAGAACGGGAAACAGCAGAAGAUCUGGAAUCUGAUCCAUCUACACAUCCAACCAUUGGACCUUUAUUCAUACAACGAUCUAGAAGUGAUAUGAGAUGUCUAAAAGAAAGGCGCAAAAGCCAGCUAAUAGUUUUAGAAUCUAGGCCUCUAAAAAAAUCGAGCUCUUGUUCAACAAUCUAUUUGGACGAUAGCACAGUUAGUCAUCCUAAUUUAAAAAACACCAUUAAAUGUGUAACUCUCGCCAUUUACUAUCAUAUAAAAAAUCGGACUUCUAAUAAUGUAUUAGAAAUUUUCGAUGAGAAUAUUCAUCCGCUUUCUAAAGAUUGUGUUAAUGAGGAUUAUCUUAAAGAACCGGAUGCAAGAAGUUUGUACAGAUUUAUGAGAAACCUUUUUACUGCUGCUCAGUUAUCACCAGAAUGUGCCAUUAUAACUCUUGUUUACCUCGAGAGACUUUUGACCUAUGCCGAAGUCGAUAUAUUGCCUUGUACAUGGAAACGUAUAGUUCUUGGGGCUAUUUUACUUGCAUCAAAAGUUUGGGAUGAUCAAGCCAUUUGGAAUGUAGAUUAUUGUUUAAUUUUGAAAGACGUAUCACUGGAAGAUAUGAAUGAAUUGGAAAGGCACUUCCUUCAAAUGCUACAAUUUAACAUUAAUGUUCCCUCGAGUGUAUAUGCCAAGUACUAUUUUGACCUGAGAACCUUAGCUGACGAGAAUGAUCUCACUUUAACCAUGGAACCUUUGAGUAAAGAAAGAGCUCAAAGAUUAGAGGCUAUGUCAAAACUUUGUGAUAUUCAUAAAAAUGGUAUUCGAAGAUGGUCCAGCGACGAAAGGAUCGCCUUACACCGUCAGAGCAAAGCCAUACUUUCCUAGCAUCUCUAAUUUAUUUUAAUUACUACCAAAAUAAUUAGUAAAAUAAUUAUUGUAAUUUUAAAACUCGGUCCUGUUUUCGAGGACAAAACCAAAACAAACACACAAACGUGUCUGAGAUCCAGUUGAUUACCAACUUGUUGAAGCAACAAUUUGUUCUUGCACGACAUUGAAAUGGAUGAGACAAAAUUUUCCAACUUUUCAAAGUGAAAUCAAGUAAAAAUUAAUUCAACAAAAAUUGACAAAAUCAAUUAGUGCAUAAAGAAAUUAUCUCAAUCAAUUUUGUUUUCAUUUGUCUUUUAUACAUAAUUCAUAUUUCUUUGUAAAUAAUAAAACAAAAACACAUGAAAAGGCUCAGAAA